AUGCCGUCAAGCUCUUUUCUAUUCGGCAGGAUUCCUGAGGGCCAUGCGAAAAAGGCACAGUCGCUGCCACAAGAACAAUGCUGCGCCACUCGAUGGAUCAAGAAAUUUUCGGUUACAGAAAAUGGCCCUAGGGCCCCCAGUUUCCGGGGACUUGUGCUGCCCUACAUUCCUUGGCUCCUCUCCUUCGGGCUCGAAGAUGAUCUCUCAUCAGACACACUGAACAACCAGAAAUCACAGGGCUUUUUUCCGGGAUACAAUCUCCUUCUAUCAGCGGCGAUCUAUCGCCGGGUGGAACUCAUGCGACAGCUCCUUCAAGAGGGCAGAACCCCUCAACAGACAGUGGACAUCGUCCUCAACGGAGACCUGCGGGAUUAUGGAGCAAAUGAGACCGAGAAUGGAAGGGCCUCGGUGUGGAUGAUCUUUCUGAACUUCUUUGCGUCUGAGUGGUAUCGCUGUCCAGAGUCAUCGCAGAUCCUCGAGGAGUUCGUCCAGGUCGAUGUCGACCCCGACAUCCAGCUUGUGAUGCACAAGAAGAAGACAUCAAGUGAUGUCGGUUCCACGAAGAGCGAUGAGAAUGAGCCUGAGAACCUCUCACCGUUUCAUUGCUGGGACUGGUCGAGCUAUACAACCCACCCAACCUGGAGGCGCUCCAUAAGCUGCUGCAGAAAAGGACAUCUUGGUGGAACCAGCUGGGGACAAAGCUUGUCCCUCAGUCCCAAGAUCCUCCCGUUGAUUCUUCGUCUUCGCAGUAUAAACCUUUCACCCAAACCGAGCUCCAGGGGAGCUAUUAUGUACACAGUGUGA
This is a messenger RNA of Penicillium alfredii, 804 nucleotides long. RefSeq lists its product as uncharacterized. Bases 1 to 804 code for a protein of 267 amino acids. The transcript has a single exon. NCBI's taxonomy places the organism in Eukaryota, Fungi, Ascomycota, Eurotiomycetes, Eurotiales, Aspergillaceae. The record is from RefSeq and is a predicted model, not a curated record.